Coccinella septempunctata (seven-spotted ladybird) is the source of this 535-nucleotide messenger RNA. RefSeq names its product macrophage migration inhibitory factor homolog. The record is from RefSeq and is a predicted model, not a curated record. Bases 130 to 492 code for a protein of 120 amino acids. The transcript is spliced from 3 exons. NCBI's taxonomy places the organism in Eukaryota, Metazoa, Arthropoda, Insecta, Coleoptera, Coccinellidae. Gene Ontology annotation, molecular function: cytokine activity; phenylpyruvate tautomerase activity.
ACUAAACUUAACUCUGUGGACUAGCAAAAAACGACCUUGAAAUCAGUUUUCAUUUUCAAUCAGGAAUUUCCGUGAAAAACUGAAACCUAAUACGUAACCAUCCUAAUUACCUAGUGAUCUUUCUCGAAGAUGCCUUACUUAAGAAUCGAAACAAACAUCCCUUCCGAUAAAAUUCCCAAAGACUUGCCGUCUAAACUGUGCAACAUCGUAGCAUCCUCCCUGGGAAAACCAAUCGGCUACUGCGUGGCCACGAUCGUGGGGGACGUCAACAUGUCUUGGGGCGGCACUAAUGAACCGGCCGCCCAGGCCACCCUGAUGAGCAUCGGGGCCUUGGGAAGAAACGAAAAUAAAAAACACUCCAAAGCCAUUUUCGAGGCUGUUGGAAAAGAGCUGGGAGUGCCGAACGAUAGGAUGUACAUAACGUUCAGUAAUGUUAAGAGCGAAGAUGUAGGUUAUAAUGGCACAACUUUCCACGACAUAUUCGGAAGUUAAACGUUCAUUGUUUACUCGUUAUUGAAUAAAUUGGUGUGGAUGA